Oenanthe melanoleuca is the source of this 882-nucleotide messenger RNA. RefSeq names its product proteolipid protein 2 (gene PLP2). The transcript has 5 exons. Gene Ontology annotation, cellular component: membrane. The coding region runs from base 67 to 510 and encodes 147 amino acids. The record is from RefSeq and is a predicted model, not a curated record. Lineage: Eukaryota; Metazoa; Chordata; Aves; Passeriformes; Muscicapidae.
GCCCCCCCCACCACCCCCGCUGCCCGUCCCGCCGCCACCGCCCGCUCGGUGCCGCCCGGUGCCGCCAUGGAGUCCGGCGGGGCCCAGAACUGCCCCGGCACCUGCCUGGCCUUCAGCCGCACCCGCAAGGGGCUGGUGCUCAUCGGCGAGAUCGUGCUGUGCCUGCUGACCCUGAUCUGCUUCGGGGCAUCGCGCUCAGGCUACGCGGGGUUGGCAGCGGUGGAGCUGGUGUUCGCCGCGCUGGUGCUGCUGGCCUGGAGCUGCCGCCUGCCGCCCCGCCUGCCGCUGCUGCACUGGGGCUGGACCGAUUUCAUGCGCUGCCUCAUCGGGGCUUUGCUCUUCCUCAUCACCUCCCUCAUCGUCAUCGUCGGCCAUCGGGACGGCGCUGGCAUCGCAGGAGGGGUGUUCGGGAUCCUGGCUGGGGUCCUCCUGGGAUACGAUGCCUUCAUCACCCUCCCCACACGGCAGGGCCACACCGCCGCCCCCACUGAGUCCCCAGACGGUGCCUGAACAGCCCCACAACCCAGCAGAGACCUCCCCAAACCUCCCCCGCAGGGCGACCCCCAGCCUUAAAUUAUUGAGGGGUCCUGACGCUGGGUCCCCCGGGGGGGACAGGGGGAGAUCUGGGGGUCCCUCAGAGGUUCCCCUUCCCCAAACGCCUUCGCAAGUGCCUUGACCUGCCCGUGUCUCAGUUUCCCCCAGGGGAGACCCUCCCCCCCCCCCCAGGGUUAAAGGUGCCCUGGCCCCUCACGGGGUUUGGGGUGCCCGCCUCAGUUUCUGGGGUGUCUCCGUUAAUUUUUGGGGUGUUCCCCAUCCUUUCCCCCAGCCCGCGGGAGGCUUUGGGGGCAAUACAUUGGGGAAUAAAGAGUUUUUAUUACUGCA